Hippoglossus stenolepis (Pacific halibut) is the source of this 7813-nucleotide messenger RNA. It is a transcript of the gene shc3, whose product is annotated as SHC (Src homology 2 domain containing) transforming protein 3. Gene Ontology annotation, cellular component: plasma membrane. Gene Ontology annotation, molecular function: receptor tyrosine kinase binding. Lineage: Eukaryota; Metazoa; Chordata; Actinopteri; Pleuronectiformes; Pleuronectidae. Gene Ontology annotation, biological process: cell surface receptor protein tyrosine kinase signaling pathway; intracellular signal transduction. The record is from RefSeq and is a predicted model, not a curated record. The transcript has 12 exons. Bases 2097 to 4121 code for a protein of 674 amino acids.
CCUCAUUGGACAAGACCAUGCCAUCCCUAGGGAUUGCCUUGCAGAGGUAGAAAGGCCUUGCUUCCAUUCACAGAAACAUUGGUAUGCCAGCCUGCUAUUUCAUUCACAUAAAAGACUAAAUAUUGCAUGAUUGUUUUUUCUCGUCUUCUGCCCUUUUUCUCCUUUGUCUCUUCGCCUCCUCCUUUGAUUUGCGAGGGCCUGCCCGUUCUUCCUCCCUUGCUUUUGUGUUUGCCUUUGUUUCUGAGGAGAGAAGGCAGACGUGCUGUCUUUUUUUUCUCUUUUUUUUUUUCUGUAUUUGCCAGGCAGGAAAGAGAGAUGUUGGGAGGGACUGCAGUGCGAAAUCUGCAGCAGAGAGCGGAAGCUGCUUGUGAAUGAGUGUCAGUCUUUCAGCUUGGCUAUAUGCUCCUGAGGACAUUUUUUACAUGAAUGGUGUCUGGCUGUCUGCUUUCCGCUACCACGGAGACAAAGAUGCUUUGCUGCCGCUGCUGAUGCUGAUGCUGAUGCUGAUGCUGAUGCUGAUGCUGCUGCUGCUGCCGGGCUUUAUCUGUUAUCCUUUCGCUUGUUUCAUUGACUCAUCUGCCUGAGAAACAUGUCGUUCGUUCUGUGUCGUUUUAGAUGGUUUCAUUCACGUUGUUCAACCAGGACCGACUACUGGAUAUUUUAGACAAGUUGUGAAUCUGCUUCUGCUUCCUUUUAGUGGAACUGAAUUUUCCGUUCCUUUGUUGCUGGUAGAGAUUUAGUGUCCAUGUUUGAUAAAUGGUGCCAAAACAGCUUUAUGUCAAAAGAAAUAUUUAUUCUUCUUGCAUUAUUGGACGCAUGUUAAUAUGUUAGAAACAGCUAUAAUGAGACUAUUAUCUAGUUUUCUGAAACCUGAUAGCAGGAGUGAUGUCUACCUAUAUUCUGCAGCUGUUAUAAAAUUAACAUAGACAUUAUAUUAAUGAUGUUGCAAAUUUCAUGCUAAGAUUUUACUUUAUUGCAUCUUUCAAUGAUUUACAGAGGUUUCUUUGUUCCUUCUAAAGAAAAUGACGUCCUUAUGAUAAACUGAAAUGUUGUUUUCAUAUUUUUUGUUAGAGAAGCUUUUCUGUCACUGUGGUUAUAGCUGUCAGUUACUUAUUUCACUUAAUUUAUUAUCAAUUCUUUGAUUAAUUUAUUAUUUUUGUGUUUUUCAUCCUAAUAUCAUAACUUUUAUCAGUUCGUCCAUCCAUUUUUAUAGGACAUAAAUUGUUGGACAUACAUAAAAUAAUGCAAAUUAUUAUAAACGAUCAUUUUACUGUGUUAAAUAAUCCAGCUACCUCUCAUUCUUUGUUUCCCUCUCUUGGUAAAACAAAUACGAGGGAAAGAAUUUCAUUAAAUUAAUAUCAGACAGGGGAAUUUAAAAAUUGAUUGAUUCUAGUGUGCUGUAAGUGGGAGGUUUUUUUUCCCUCUCCCUCCAACAGGAAGUGAUUUGCAGUGUUCAGCAAGCCUUUUGUUGAGAAGGUUUUCUCAGAUCAGUGACUCAUGCUUUAGCUCUGAGCCGGCAAGCAGGCAGGCAAGCAGCAGCAGUCAGUAGAGAGUAUUUUUCUCCUCCCUCGCAGCAUCCGUGAUCAGCAACAACAUAGAUCUUUCUCUGUUCUCUCACUUUUUGGAUUUUUUUUUUUAGGCUAGAGAUCGGCAGCGGCAGCAGCAGCAUCCCCACUGGAAACCAAACAAGCUGCACCACAACACUGGCAGAGACCUUUUUUUCCUCCUCUCCAUCCUUUCUUCCUCUGCCUCACUGUUGUGUUUUCAUGGAUUGUGUCUGUAUAUUUCCUUUUUACGGAUCAGAUUGCAGCUCUGGAUUUUACUGACAGCAGAUUGGAGUGUGGUGACAGCAGCAGCAGCAGCAGCAGCAGCAGCAGCAGCGGUCCAACACAACCGCCACUGUAACCUCAGCAGAGAAAAUUACAGUCAGGUGGCCUGUGAUUGCUAAAAGGCGUUUGCUGCCUGUACCGCUGCUGCUAUGUCACAGGAGAGGGUAAUCAGCGCGGCUCAGCCACGUCUGCCAGCACACUUGUGAGAGAGGCAGGCUGUGCGUGUCGGUUGGUGGAGAGAGGGGAGAGAGCAAGAGAGAGAAGGGUAUGCUUCACCGUACCAAAUACAACCGCUUCAGGAAUGAGUCAGUAACAUCUGUCGAUGAUCUUCUCCACGGCCUGUCCAUGAAUCCCAAGGUCUCGGCUACCCCCCAGUCUGCAGCCGAGACAUCUUACACACCCCCGACUGAGCUCCAGUCCUCCACCACCACCACCACCGCUCCCAGCACUGCCACCGGCCACGGGUCUGACCACCUGGAAGAUGGAGGCACCCUCUGCACCCUCAUCAACAAGGUGUCCAGCCUGAAAUUCAGCAACUCAGGCAGCUUGCUGGGCAUCAAGGGUCUGCCCUCGGCUGUCAAGGACCUGGCUGUGUCUAAGCUGCAGGGGGGUGGGGGAUCCGGCCCAGGCAGCUCCGGUGGCCCGAGCCCCAGUGCGGCAUCAACAGCAGCGGCGGCAGUCUCUGGCGUGGGCGGCUCUCUGUGCAGCUUGGCCUCCCAUUCGACCCCCUGCUCGCAGCCGGAGACAGCUGUCAGCAUGAGCAAGAAGAGCAGGCUGGAUGAGCUCCAGCCCGGUGGAGAGGACUGGAAUUCAGGUGGAGGUGGUGGACUGGUGAGCAAACCCUCCAGAGGAUGGCUACACUCGAGCGAGAAGAUCUCUGGUCCAGGGGUGACAUACAUUGUGAAGUAUCUGGGCUGUAUAGAAGUUCUUCGGUCAAUGAGAUCGCUGGAUUUCACCACAAGGUCACAAAUAACAAGGGAAGCCAUCAGCCUGGUGUGUGAGGCUGUUCCAGGGACCAAAGGAGCUCUGCGGAAGAGAAAGCCACCGUCCAAAGCUCUGUCGAGUAUCCUGGGCAAGAGCAACCUGCAGUUCGCUGGCAUGUCCAUCAACCUGAACAUUUCCACCAGUAGCCUCAACCUGAUGACCCCCGACUGCAAACAGAUCAUUGCCAACCAUCACAUGCAGUCCAUCUCCUUUGCAUCAGGAGGAGACCCUGACACAACAGAUUAUGUUGCCUAUGUAGCAAAGGACCCAGUUAACAGAAGAGCGUGUCACAUCCUGGAGUGCUCUGACGGACUGGCCCAGGACGUCAUCAGCACCAUCGGCCAGGCCUUCGACCUUCGCUUUCAGCAGUAUCUGCAGUGUCCCUCAAGCAAGCUGUCCUCCACACACGACAGGGUAUUAAACGUGGAGGAGUUACCAUGGACUGAAGAAGAGGAGGAGUCAGCUGAACAUCCGUACUAUAACAACAUCCCUGGAAAGAUGCCCCCACCUGGAGGCUUCAUCGAUACCCGGCUGACCAAUCAGAAUGCAGCAGCUGAUGGAUGCCAGAUGGGCCCAGGUUCGGUAGAUCAGACAUAUUACCAGGGGCGGCACUGUGGAGAAAACUGGGGAGAUGAAAGAAAGCCCAUAUUCUUACAACAGGGAUCAUUUGACAUAAGCAGUCUGCCGGAGAGUAAAGGUCAGGCACCGAAAACAGCCGAGAUGCCCAUGUACGUGAACACGCAGCAGAUUGAUGCCCAGGUACUCGCAGUUCUCCAGGCAGAGGCGGAAAAUGUGACCAAGGGCAUGGCAGCUGCAGCCAAAGAGAGCCCACAGAAGGACCUGUUUGACAUGAAGCCCUUUGAGGAUGCGAUACAUUCUCAGUCCCAUCCGCCGGGCCAGGGACAGGCCCAGUCCCAGGUGUCUGGUCUUCACAAGGCAGCAUCCAUGGAUAACUCGAGCCCUCUUCUAGUGCGUUCACUGGCCUUCCGGGCGCAGGAGGAGCUGGAGGGCAAGACAUGGUAUCACGGCAAAAUGAGCCGUCGUGACGCUGAACAGCUGCUGAGAGAAGACGGGGACUUCCUGGUCCGCAAGAGCACGACCAACCCUGGGUCUUAUGUACUGACGGGCAUGCACAAUGGACUUGCCAAACACCUACUGCUGGUGGACCCUGAGGGCACGGUACGGACAAAAGAUCACAUAUUUGACAGCAUUAGCCACCUUAUUGGCCAUCACCGUGACAACAAUCUGCCUAUUGUGUCAGCCGGGAGUGAACUGUGUCUCCUGCAGCCUGUUGGAAGGAAACAGUGAUGCUUGUGAGGCCUGACGGUAAACAGGAAGCUCUGAACAGUCUCUCCUACAUCCUGAAACUUGAAGAUGACACAUGAACAGAAGAUGCUUAAAGGCUCUACGCACUACGACGGUGUUUUAUGGGAGAAGUUGUCCCGCGGUUACUUUACAGGAGGCACUGGAAGACACAGGAUUUGUCUAAGAUGAAAAAAAUAUUUAUAGAACUGUUAUUUUGUUGUGAUGACUGAAAUGCUAUAUUUUUGAGAAGACAUAAGUGCAUUUGGACAUACUAUCUUGAUUUGGUGUUUUAAAAGAUAUAAAAAAUAGACAGUUGUUCUUGUAGUUUAGAUGAAAUCAAACCUCAAAGAGGUGUUAACAAGCGUAUUUUAGAAUAAAAACCUGAAAUUUUAGUUUUGUCUGUCAAGCACAACCACAUUUCUACAGGAACUGUUGGCUAAGAUGUCGGAAACGAAAGCAGUUUGGACAACAAAGGCAGUUUAUAAUGAAUUUAGGAGAAAAAUGUCCUUUAACGUCACCAAUAGCGUUACAGCUCACUCAAUUAGUCACUAUAUGAAAUCUGCUUUUAUUGGGAAUUAGAAAUGAAUGUGUUUUGCUUUGCAGUAGUGACAAAGUUUUGGGGUGUGAACAGACAUCCUUCAUAUAGUGCUCUCAAUGGCUUUAAAGAUAAUCUUUUUUAUAAAGUAUUUUCUUGUGUCACAGUCGCAUGACUUCAAAUCAACUGUUAUUGUGGACAUUGUUCGUAGACCUUGAUGCCCCUUUGUUUGGAAGAGGUGCUUGUGUAUGCUGACACUGUAAAAUAUUUAUGCUUUUCAACUAGGGAUUAUUUCGGAAAUUGGUCUCCUCUGGAUUCUUCUUUUAGGUGUGUAGUCAAUAAUUUGUUUCGGGGCUUGAGUCAUUUUCAAUGUCUUAAUUCACAUGUUUUGCUUUUUGUGAACUUUUAAAGGUACUUUAUGUAACAAUCAAAAAAAUAUUUUCUAGUAAUGACCUCAGUCAGCAUCCUGUUGAGGAGUUGUGUGUGUAUGUGUGUGCUCGCUCGCUAUUGGUUGGCACGAGGGAGGAUGCCGGCCACGGCCAAAAUAUUGACGUGACAGACAUGGGAAAUAAUCGUGAUAGAUGGCGUCAUGUUCCUAGAUGACAUAGCUUAAGUUACAGUUUCACCAUAAACUGUAUUUGAGACGAUGCACCAUAUUAGACUGUGUCAUAAUUAGCUUGAUUUCUAGCACAAAAUAGACUCGUGACAUUUAACCAAACUAUUCUUAUUGGAUAAUACAUUGACUUGCUGUUCGCUAGCCAGCCCACUUUAUUAAUCGCUAUUUUUGUAGCUUCCACCAACAGCCUCUGCAAAGUCAUCAAAGCUAAAUAUGCUGGAUGACAAUGCUAAUCGUUCCAACUAAAGGUGUUGCCACACUUUUUAUCACAACUCUUGUUUCUGUAAAUUGACAUGCUAAUGUUUCUGCGUAAUAGAAGUUGAGAUCAUAGACUUUAAAUAAAGAUGGACGACACAUCUCCACUUUCGCCAACUAUCCAGAAAUUAAGCCAAAAUAUCUCGGAUACAAAAGCCUCCAUCUUGCACAUUUGGUGCCAAAGUCUGCGCAGUAUCGACUAGGGGAUGGAUCUGUGGUAGCGUUGUCCUGCUGAUACAUUUCCCUGUGUUUUUAUUGCAUUGAUUAACUAAUUUUUGGCUUCACUUUUGGAAAGCAGUCAUGUUGUCCAUCUUUAUCAAAAGUAUAAUUGAUACAAUGAUAUUCCUAAGAUAACAUCAGUCAUGAACAGAUGAUAGGACACACAACAUCGACAUAAAAACUACAAGAUAAUAGGUUCCAAUACGUUUUCUUGUUGUGCUGGGAGCAGGUCAUUAAUUUGUUAUGGGACUCCAUUUCUAAGCUAGCGUUAGCUAGUUUUUCACUCUGUUGGUCCUUUGGAUUUUCCCAGAAAAUGUGUCCAGAGUCUUUUACAUGGAACACCAGUCCACAGGCUGUUAGAAGCAGCCAAGAUAACAAUUAAUACAUAUUAGUGCUUCACAUUCUCACAUAUAGUACCUUUAAAAUAUUGUUCUUAUUAUUAUUUGAAUGAUCACAAAUGAAUAGCACAAUCAGAAAAUCUGUUAGAUCAUCUGUGUCAGUCGUACCAAACAAAUGACCCAUGUGUUUAGAUGUAAUUUACACUUUACUAAUUAGACAAAUGUUGAUUACACACAGAAUGCUCAAUAUUACUCAUGUCGAUAUCUUAUGGCAAUGUUGCCUUAUUGCCACUAGAUGUCAUCACAGACACACUUGUGAAACACCACCCCAGUCAGUCACACUCACUUCAGGUCCCUUAUUUUAUCACCUAGUAGAAGAGGAUGCUAUUAUGUAUUGCUUGGUGAAAUCAGACUCCACCUUUAUUGAGGACAGCUCACAGUUAACUUGCAUUUUGAUGUCCACUAUACGCAAUCGUUCCUCAGAACAGUUUAUGGUAUUUAGGUUACACAGACAUUUUUGUUGAGUUGGAAUCCAAAAUUUGAAGAAAAAAAGACUUAUAGAAAUAAUACACAGCAGUUUUUAAAUCCCCUCAUCCUUAUACUAUUAUCAGUACUCUGAUGGAUACCAAAUGAAUGGGGCAUUGUAUUUGAUAUGCACUGGACCACUUCAAUUGAACCAAAAUCAGCAUGUGUUCAAUGGGUUUGACAAGACAGAUGCAAUGUAAUAUAACGUGCCUGUAUUUUGCUGCAAGAGGGAGUGUACAGUACAUGCAUCUCACGACAAACACAUAUUAAGCGUUGGGGAUUGUAUUGGGAUCAUUCUGGAAAAAAUCACCACUUUUGGUCAAAGCCCAUUAAGACUUUCUUAGAUUCCUUGUCUCCUGUCAGAAAAAUAAAAUAUUUUCUGAGGGAGAGGGACGCAAAGAACGAUUAAGUUUUUUUUAUUUUUUUCAGUUACCCGCCAUCAUCUUUUACUUUGUCUGAUUCUUUGUGACAUGAUGUCAUCAAAUCUAAUAUCUCGGGAGAUGGAAUCACGCGCACUAUUCUAAUGUAAUGCAUUAUUUUCGAGAUCUGUGUCUGGAAAGCGAAUUUGUGGAAUCACCUCGGCAAAAUGUGCAAUGUUUUGAACAAAGUGUGUACGACAGAAGGAACAACUUCCAUACUUGAAUCUCUCGAUUAGCUGCGCGAUGUCAAGAAAUUAUGGAACCAAACUGACACGCUGGGACACAAAUAAGAACAUGGCUUCUUUCCAGAUUUCUGUUGAUGAAAAUGUGCCUUUUAUUUGUACAAAUGUUGUUUUUAUUUUUCUCUUUCUCUCUCUCUCUCUCUCUCUCUCUUCAAAGUGCAAUAGCUGAUCUUCAAUGGGGCAUGCCUGUUCACUAGAGGUCGUGUUUUGCCCUGCUGUGUGUUGCUGCUUGAGACUACUGUUUCCUCUCUCUCUCUCUCUCUCUCUCUCUCUCUCUCUCUCUCUCUAUCUCUCAGUCUCUUUAUCUCCCUCCCUCUCUAUUAUAUAUUAUAAAUGUAUCAUUUCCAGAUUCUGAGUAUAAAUCUUUGUCAGAGGGAAUCACACAAGAAAUUCACUAUUUUGGAGCAGGUACAGUUAAAAAAAAAAAAAAAAACUAAAAUAAAAACAAAGAGAAACGAGUCCAAAUGAUGUUUACAGAUUUAAUCUUUUGGUUGUAUGGGUUUAUCAUUAUUCUGUAUGACUGUUGGCAAUAAAACCGUGAAUGUG